This is a messenger RNA of Triticum turgidum subsp. durum (durum wheat), 663 nucleotides long. NCBI's taxonomy places the organism in Eukaryota, Viridiplantae, Streptophyta, Magnoliopsida, Poales, Poaceae. The record is from the annotation of a GenBank genome assembly.
AUGAGCGACGUCUUCGAGGGCUACGCGGGGCAGUACUGCGAGAUCUCCGCCGCCCUCUCCCGCAAGUGCGCCGCCGCCUCCGCCCUCGACGGCGAGAAGAAGAAGCAGAAGCUGUCCGAGAUCCAGGCCGACGUGCAGGAGUCUGAAUCGCUGAUCAGGAGGAUGGAUUUGGAGGCGCGGAGCAUGCAGCCGAGCGUCAAGGCCGGGCUGCUGGCUAAACUGAGGGAGUACAAGUCUGAUCUCAACAGCGUCAAGGACGAGAUCAAGAGGCUCUCCGCGCCUAAUGCCCAGCAGGCCACCCGGGAGGAGCUCCUCGAGUCCGGCAUGUCCGACACACUCGCGGCAUCAUCUGAUCAGAGAGGAAGAUUGAUGAUGACAUCAGAAAGGUUAAACCAGUCUUCAGACAGAAUUAGAGAAAGCCAAAGAACAGUAUUUGAGACAGAAGAAAUUGGCGUGUCAAUUCUUCAGGACCUUCAUAAUCAACGACAGUCACUGCUGCAUGCUCACACAACAUUGCAUGGUGUGGACGACUACAUCGGCAAAAGCAAGAAGAUCCUGGCUUCCAUGUCCAAGAGGAUGGACAGGAACAAGUGGAUCGUCGGCGGCAUCAUUGCGACCCUCGUCUUCGCCAUCCUCUUCAUAUUGUACUUCAAGUUUGCUUAA